CGCGCCCCCUCUGCGCCGCACCGGGCGCCAGCCAUGGCCCAGGAGCUGUACCACCCCGAGUUCGCCCGCGCGGGCAAGAAGGCGGGGCUGCAGGUCUGGAGGAUCGAGAAGCUGGAGCUGGUGCNCUUCGGCGCGUCCGCCUCCGGGGCUCGGGGGCCGGUCCCUCUGGCCGGAAAGGAGUGUUCUCAGGAUGAAAGCACAGCAGCUGCCAUCUUUACUGUGCAGAUGGAUGACUACUUGGGUGGCAAGCCAGUGCAGAGUAGAGAACUUCAAGGCUAUGAGUCUACUGAUUUUGUUGGCUAUUUCAAAGGAGGUCUGAAAUACAAGGCCGGAGGUGUGGCAUCUGGGCUAAAUCACGUCCUCACCAACGACCUGACCGCCCGGAGGCUCCUGCACCUGAAGGGUCGGAGAGUGGUCAGGGCCACGGAAGUUCCCCUGAGCUGGCACAGUUUCAACAAGGGCGACUGCUUCAUCAUUGACCUUGGCACUGAAAUUUACCAGUGGUGUGGUUCCUCAUGCAACAAAUACGAGCGUCUGAAGGCCAGCCAGGUUGCCAUUGGCAUUCGGGACAAUGAAAGGAACGGGAGAUCUCAACUAAUUGUGGUCGAAGAAGGAAAUGAACCUUCAGAGCUUUUAAAGGUUUUAGGGAAAAAGCCGGAGCUUAGUCAUGGAUAUGACGAUGACGACACCAUAGCAGACAUAACCAACCGGAAAAUGGCUAAGCUCUACAUGGUUUCAGAUGCCACUGGAUCCAUGAGGGUGACAUUGGUGGCAGAAGAAAACCCCUUCUCCAGGGCCAUGCUGCUCUCUGAAGAGUGCUUUAUUUUGGACCACGGUGCUGCAAAGCAAAUUUUCGUAUGGAAAGGUAAAGACGCGAAUCCCCGGGAGAGAAAGGCUGCGAUGAAGACGGCUGAGCAGUUCCUAGAUCAAAUGAACUAUUCCACCAAAACCCAGGUAUGUGUGGAAACGAACUGGCUAAAAAAAAAAAUAUUAUUAGAUGGAGAAAAGUUUAAUGUUAGUACCAUAUUCCACCCCUUUCAGAUCUGGCGUGUAGAAAGCACCGGCAGGGUCGAAAUUAACCGAAACUCAUACGGCGAAUUCUAUGGUGGUGACUGCUACAUCAUACUCUACACUUAUCCCAAAGGACAGAUUAUCUACACGUGGCAAGGAGCAAAUGCCACGAGAGAUGAGCUGACAACAUCUGCAUUCCUGACUGUUCAGCUGGACAGAUCCCUUGGAGGACAGGCUGUGCAGAUUCGAGUGUCCCAGGGCAAAGAACCUGCUCACCUGCUCAGCUUGUUCAAAGACAAACCGCUCAUUAUUUACAAAAACGGAACAUCAAAGAAAGAAGGGCAGGCACCUGCUCCCCCGACCCGCCUCUUUCAAGUCCGGAGAAACCUGGCAUCCAUCACCAGGAUUGUGGAGGUAGAUGUUGAUGCAAGUUCGUUGAAUUCCAAUGAUGUUUUUGUCCUGAAACUGCCACACAAUAAUGGCUACAUCUGGAUAGGAAAAGGUGCUAGCCAGGAGGAGGAGAGAGGGGCAGAGCACGUGGCCAGGGUGCUCCAGUGCAGAACCACCAGGAUUCGGGAAGGAGAGGAACCAGAGGAGUUUUGGAAUUCCCUUGGAGGGAAGACCCACUACCAGACCUCUCCACUGCUGGAGACCCAGGCUGAAGACCACCCGCCUCGGCUCUACGCCUGCUCCAACAAAACCGGGAGAUUCAUUAUUGAAGAAGUCCCAGGAGAGUUCACCCAGGAUGAUUUAGCUGAAGAUGAUGUCAUGUUGCUAGAUGCUUGGGAACAGAUUUUUAUUUGGAUUGGCAAAGAUGCCAAUGAAGUUGAGAAGAAAGAGUCUGUGAAGUCUGCCAAAAUGUACCUUGAGACAGACCCUUCUGGAAGAGACAGGAGGACGCCAAUUAUCAUCAUAAAACAGGGCUAUGAGCCCUCCACAUUCACAGGCUGGUUUCUGGGCUGGGAUUCCAGCAAGUGGUAAACUGAUUUUUGUAGGAGUAGACUGAUUUUUGUAGGGGGGGGGGUGUAUGUAACUUUAGAAAAUUAACCUCAGCUAAACUGCUAUUUUUUUAACACAUAGCAUUGGUUUGAAAUUCUUUUUAAACUGGAAUUUGCUGAUGUUAAUGUAUAACCUAAACUAAACUUUUGUUUUGGACCAUUAUUAACUCUGCUUGAAACUGAUUUAUGUCUUUUUAUAUAACCUUUUAAAGAUGAAAAUCUUUGCACAAGCUCGGGGAAUUUGUCAGAAAAUUUUAUUACUCGGGAGCCAUUAGCCAAACGUGUUCUUUAACGUGCCAGAGAGACAGCGUAAGGUUCUUCUCCUUCCUAUGUGUGGGGUUCAAAAGAGGAGUAUGUUUGCAGUAAAGUUUAUGUUAAGAUGGCUGUUAAAGUUUGCUUCCCUCCUUUAGCCAAUGUGACUUUGAUGCCAUUAACUCCUAAGUGUCAUUUUCCAAGAGAAACUUCACCUUUCUUGCCUUUUUAAAAGCCUCUGAAAGCACAGCUCUUUCGUGACAAAACACUUUUUGCACUCUUACCCACUUAGAGAUAUAUACAUAUAUAUACAUAUAUAUAUUUGACAGCACACGUUUAAUGUCACAAAAAUAUGUACAAAAUCACUUUACUGAUGCAGUCUUUCAUCAUUAAAAUAACAUCUUUUUUGUUGUGACAUUUUAUUCAAAUGUGAUAUGUGAGUUAAUUGCAUGAUUGAUUUUAAGGUUAAAUCCUUUUAUGCAUAAAUAAAUAUAAGUUUAACAUUUCUUGAUUCAUCCUCAUUAAGUAGUAGUCAAAAUCAGACAACCUUUUCCAUGGUUACGUAAUUAUGAUAGAUUUUAAAUAUCAUACAGUUCACAUGCAACCUGAGUCCUGUGAAAAGAUAAACUGAGGUAUAUUAGAAGUUUUCAUAUGUAUGGGGGGGAAAAUGGGGGACAUUUGUAAUACUUUCAGCAAUA
This is a messenger RNA of Miniopterus natalensis, 2959 nucleotides long. Lineage: Eukaryota; Metazoa; Chordata; Mammalia; Chiroptera; Miniopteridae. The record is from RefSeq and is a predicted model, not a curated record.